UAGCACAAGCGCACACACACACACACACGUGCGCACACACACACUCCCUCCUCCACCUACCCACUGCCCGCACCCAAGCAAGUGAAGAGAUUCUCGACAAAUGCUGCAGCCUGAGCAGUCAGCUCGCAUCUUUUGCGGUGCACAUAUAGAAAAUCACAAAACUAAAGUAAGGGGGCGGGGGUGCCCACAAUCGGAUCUUAAUGCCGCGCACAUGGAAAAGGAUUUAGGAUCGCAUAGGAUCCACUCGGGAGGAGAGGCUCAGCUUCAGUUUAAGACCGAAGAACCAAAGACAGAAGGUUGAAGUUUGCCCGUGUGGAGGAGUGAGGUCCGACUCCAACGGGCCCCGCCGGACUCAUGAUGGCCCUCACGCUUCACCUCAAGUCGGUCGCCAACCUCCGGGGGAAAGGUGACCGCGUUGCCAAAGUCACAUUUCGAGGGUCGUCCUUCUACAGCCGCGUGGUGGCCAACUGGGAGGAGGCGGCACACUUUAAUGAGGUGUUCCGAUGGCCACUUGCGAGCAGACUGGAUGGCAGCGAGAUGCUGGAGAUCCAAGUGUACAAUUACAGCAAAGUCUUCAGUAACAGAUUGGUGGGGACUUUCUGCAUGGUGCUCCAGAAGGUGGCGGAGGAGGGGCAGCUUGAGCUGACGGACACACUCAUAGACGAUAACAACACGUCCCUAAACACCAGCGUUACCAUCGAGAUCAGAUACCAGCCGAUGGACGGCACGGCGGCCCUGUGGAACCACGGCGAGCAUCUGGAUGUUCCCGACGACCGCGACGGCAUGUUUACGUUCGAGACGGACAGCCUGCUGUCGGGGCACAGCCGCGGCUCCGGCGCAUCUGCGAAACGAUCGUUGCAGGGAUCCAUACCGACGUUCAGAAAAUCAGGGAAAGGAGUGUUUGCGGCCAUGAAGCUUGGCAAGAUCAGGAGCUCCAAAGACGAUUACAAGAAAGAUGAGCCAGCAGUGCUCGACAUGGACGACCUGGACAACAAGGCGAUGCGUCUCGCCGGAAUGUUGGAACCGGAUGCCGUUUCUCUGGCCUCUGUCACUGCUGUCACCACCAACAUAUCCAAUAAGAGAUCCAAACCAGACAUCAAGAUGGAACCGAGUUCUGGACGACCGGUGGAUUACCAGAUAAGCAUCACGAUCAUCGAGGCCCGCCAGCUCAUCGGCCUCAACAUGGACCCGGUGGUAUGCGUGGAGAUCGGCGAUGACAAGAAGUACACGUCCAUGAAGGAGUCCACCAACUGCCCCUACUACAACGAGUACUUUGUCUUCGACUUCCACGUCCCCCCCGAUGUCAUGUUUGAUAAGAUCAUUAAGCUCUCGGUUAUCCACUCUAAAAACCUUCUUCGGAGCGGGACGCUGGUCGGAACCUUCAAGAUGGACGUCGGGACUGUUUACUGUCAGCCCGAGCACCAAUUCUACCACAAGUGGGCCAUCCUGUCCGACCCCGUUGACAUCACGGCGGGAUGCAAAGGCUACCUGAAAUGCGACAUCGCCGUGGUGGGCAAAGGCGACAACAUCAAGACUCCGCACAAGGCCAACGAGACCGAUGAGGAUGACAUCGAAGGGAACCUGCUUCUCCCCGAAGGAAUUCCGGCGGAGCGUCAGUGGGCGAGAUUCUACGUGAAAGUCUACCGCGCCGAGGGCCUGCCCAAGAUGAACACCAACAUCAUGGCGAACGUGAAGAAGGCCCUCAUUGGAGAAAAUCGCGACCUUGUGGAUCCUUACGUUCAAGUGCACUUUUCUGGGCAGAAAGGGAAGACCUCAGUGCAGAAAAGCAGCUACGAACCCGUCUGGAACGAGCAAAUCGUCUUCACCGAGCUCUUCCCUCCGCUCUGCAAACGGAUGAAGGUCCAAAUCCGUGACUCGGAUAAGGUGAACGACGUCGCUAUUGGAACCCACUUCAUUGACCUGCGCAAAAUAUCCAAUGACGGCGACAAAGGGUUCUUGCCUACCUUGGGUCCGGCCUGGGCCAAUAUGUACGGCUCGACACGCCAGUACACCCUGAUGGACGAGCACCAGGACCUGAACGAUGGAUUGGGCGAGGGCGUCUCCUUCCGAGCCCGUCUGCUGCUGUCUGUCGCCGUGGAGAUCCUGGACACGACCUCCCCGGAGAUCCUCAGCUCCACCGAGGUGCAGAUGGAUUCCAUCGCCAACAUCUCGGAGAAUGCCACGGGCAAGACGGAAGAGUUCUUCCUCUUCGGAGCCUUCCUGGAGGCCACCAUGAUUGACCGAAAGAUUGGUGACAAGCCGAUUUCUUUCGAGAUCACGAUCGGUAACUAUGGCAACCAGAUAGACGGCACGAGCAAGCCAUCCUGGUCGAGGAAGAAGAAGGACGGCGAGAACGACGACGAGGACAGCGAGCUCAUCCAAAACUCCAGCGAAGACGAGGCGGAUGAGGAAGGCGGCCUGGAGUCGGUCUCCUGCACGCCCCUCAUGAGGCCCGUCAUCACAGAUAGGAAUUACUUUCACCUUCCCUACUUUGAGAAGAAACCCUGCGUGUACAUCAAGAGCUGGUGGCAGGACCAGAGACGACGACUGUACAACUCCAACAUGAUGGACAAGAUUGCCGACAAGCUGGAGGAGGGCGUCAAUGAUGUCCAGGAGAUCAUUAAGACAGAGAAGGCCUUUCCGGAGCGCCGACUCAGGGGAGUUCUUGAGGAACUGAGCGUUGGCUGCAGUCGCUUUGUGACUUUGGCAAACAAGGACUUAAACCAGUCGGGUAGAACCAAACUGGAUCGGGAAAGACUCAAGUCUUGCAUGAGAGAAAUGGACAACAUGAGCCAGCAGGCCAAACAGAUGAGGACGCAAGUGAAGAAAAACACCGUCAAAGACAAAUUAAAGCUGGUGCAAAACUUCCUGCUGAGGCUUCGCUUCCUCGCUGAUGAGCCACAACACAGCAUCCCGGAUGUUUUCGUGUGGAUGAUGAGCAACCAUAAACGUAUCGCGUACGCCCGCAUCCCAUCCAAAGACAUCCUCUACUCGUUGGUGGAUGAGGAGACGGGAAAAGACUGCGGGAAAGUUAAAGCUGUCUUUCUGAAGCUGCCUGGUAAAAAGGGUUUCGGCCCAGCCGGUUGGACUGUUCAGGCUAAGCUGGAGUUGUACCUGUGGCUCGGUCUCAAUAAGCAAAGGAAAGAAUUCACGAGUGGUCUGCCCAACGGUUUUGAAGAAGUCAAAGCUGCUAAAACGGCUCCUUCGCUUCACUCUGUGCCCCCUGUCAGCCUCGUGUAUAACAUGAAACAGGUCUUCCAACUGAGAGCGCACAUGUACCAAGCGCGAAGCCUGUUCGCCGCCGACAGCAGCGGCCUCUCCGACCCUUUCGCCAGAGUCUUCUUCUCCACACAUAGUCAGGUCACCGAGGUUCUGAGCGAAACCCUGUGUCCCACUUGGGACCAGCUGCUGGUUUUCGACAACGUGGAACUCUUUGGGGAAGCCGGCGAGCUCAGAGACGACCCGCCGAUCAUUGUGGUGGAAAUUUACGACCAAGACACAGUGGGCAAGGCGGAGUUCAUCGGUCGCACCUUCGCCAAGCCCGCCAUCAAGAUGUGCGAGGAGCACUACGGCCCCCCGAGGUUCCCCCCGCAGCUGGAGUACUUUCAGAUUUACAGAGGCAACUGCACCGCUGGAGAACUGCUGGCUGCCUUCGAGCUCCUCCAGAUCCCAUUUGACGGCGAGGAGCUUAGACGAGCUCUGAUCACUGUCCAUAACUUUGCUGUUCCUCAGAUCAAGAUUGGUCAAGGAGGGGCGACCGAUCUUCCGCCGCUGGAAGGACCGACCGACUUCGAGCGAGGCCCAAUUAUCCCAGUUCCAUUGGGUAUCCGACCAGUCCUGAGUCGCUACCGCAUCGAGGUCUUGUUUUGGGGCUUAAGGGACCUAAAGAGGGUCAACCUGGCCCAGGUGGAUCGACCUCGCGUGGACAUCGAGUGCGCUGGGAGAGGCGUUCAGUCCGUCCUCAUUCCAAACUACAAGAAGAACCCAAAUUUCAGCACCUUGGUCAAAUGGUUUGAGGUGGACCUCCCUGAAAAUGAGCUCUUGCACCCUCCGCUCAACAUCAGGGUGGUGGACUGCAGAGCGUUCGGUCGCUAUGCUCUCGUUGGUUCGCACGCGGUCACGAGUCUCCGGCGUUUCCUCUACUGCGCUCCCGACAAGGCGUCCAGUCACUGGGGCAGCGCAGCUAAAUUAAUGAAUGGCUACAUGGUCCUGACCAAUGGCGGCUCCCGGCAUGGUUUUUCACCCAGCGCUUCCUCGCGCGCUCUCUCCCGCUCCGCAGGCGAAAUCAUCGUCCACGUGGACUCCGUGGAACCCGCCAUCCGGAAAAUGGACACGCUUGUCAAGUUAGAUGCUACAUCUGAUGCUGUCGUAAAAGUUGACAUGCUUGAAGAAGAAAGUGACAAAGAGAGAAAGAAGAAAAAGAAAAAGAAGGGCGCAGCGGAUGAAGAGGAUGAGACGGACGAGAGCGUGCUGGAUUGGUGGUCCAAAUAUUUUGCGUCCAUUGAGACAAUGAAAGAGACUCUCAGAGCUCAGGAAGCAGCUCAGGCCGAAGUAGAGGAGCGAGAAGACCUGGAAAUUGCAGCUGAAGCGGCAGAUAUCAAAUGUGAUGACCCUGUUCGGAAAGGCUCCAGGAUGAGGGAGAGAAACAAGGAGAAGAGGAGUGCCAAGGACAAGAAAAAGUGUCACGCUGUGGACGCAGCUGAGAAACGAACGAUUAAAUCCAAAGUGGAUGAGUUGAUGGUGUACAACAAGGAACUCGAGACCGAAUACGGUGACUUUGAAGACUGGCUGCAUACUUUCAACCUGUAUAGAGGGAAAGCCGGGGAUGACGAUGAACACGCUCUGGAUGAUGACCGCAUCGUGGGACGGUUUAAGGGUUCCUUGUGCAUGUACAAGCUGCCAUUGUCUGAGGAGAUCACGAGAGACGUGGGAUUCGAUCCAAACAUGGGCAUGUUCCAGAGCAUUCCUCAUAACGACCCCGUCAACGUGCUCGUCCGGGUAUAUGUGGUCAGGGCCACGGAUCUUCAUCCCGCGGACAUCAACGGGAAGGCAGACCCGUACGUCGUGGUCAAGCUGGGAAAAUCGGAGGUGAAGGACAAAGAGAACUACAUCUCCAAGCAGCUCAAUCCUGUGUUUGGCAAGUCCUUUGAUAUCGAAGCCACAUUCCCCACGGAGUCCAUGCUCACGGUUUCCAUAUAUGACUGGGAUCUUGUCGGCACCGACGAUCUGAUCGGAGAGACCAAGAUCGACUUGGAGAAUCGCUUCUACAGCAAAUACAGAGCCACCUGUGGCAUCUCGUCUGCCUACUCUCUCCAUGGGUACAAUAUUUGGCGGGAUCCUUUGAAGCCGAGCCAGAUCCUCGCAAGGCUGUGUAAAGAAGGCAAGAUCGACGCCCCUCAGUAUGGCCCGGGAGGGAAAGUCAAGGUGGCCAACCGCACCUUCGUGGGACCAACCGAGAUCGAGGAUGAAAAUGGUCUGAAGAAGCAGACGGAGGAGCAUUUAGCACUGAUGGUGCUGAACCACUGGGAGGAGAUCCCGCGAGUGGGUUGCCGACUCGUUCCGGAACACGUUGAGACCAGACCCCUGCUGAACCCUGAUAAACCGGGCAUCGAACAGGGUCGUAUCGAGAUGUGGGUGGACAUGUUUCCCAUGGACACACCGGCUCCCGGACCCGCAAUUGAGAUAGCGCCACGGAAGCCUAAAAGAUAUGAGCUCAGGGUGAUUAUUUGGAAUACAGAUGAAGUAAUACUGGAGGACGAUGAUUACUUCACUGGGGAAAAGUCCAGUGACAUAUUUGUCAGGGGCUUUGAGCUCCGUGUUAUUAUUUGGAACACUGAUGACGUAAUUCUAGAGGACGAUGCUUUCCUGACAGGGGAGAAGAUGUCUGACAUCUAUGUCAGGGGGUGGCUGAAGGGGCAGCAGGAAGACAGGCAGGACACCGACGUCCACUACCACUCCCUGACCGGCGAGGGAAACUUCAACUGGCGCUUCGUCUUCCCCUUUGACUACCUCAUGGCCGAGGAGAAGAUUGUCAUCUCCAAGAAAGAAUCCAUGUUCUCCUGGGACGAGACGGAGUACAAGAUUCCGGCUCGCCUCACGCUGCAGGUGUGGGACGCCGACCACUUCUCUGCCGACGACUUCCUGGGUGCCAUUGAGCUGGACCUGAAUCGCUUCCCUCGCGGGGCCAAGACCUCCAAGCAGUGCUCCAUCGACUUGAUCCGAAACGAACAAGAUCUUCCCUCCGUUUCCAUCUUCAAGCAAAAGAGGGUCAAGGGUUGGUGGCCAUUUGUGGCCCGAGAUGAAAAUGACGAGAUGGAGCUGACGGGCAAAGUGGAGGCCGAACUCCAUCUGGUGACUGCUGAAGAGGCAGAGAAAAUCCCAGUGGGGCUCGGCCGCAACGAGCCCGAUCCGCUGGAGAAACCAAAUCGGCCAGACACAACCUUCCUGUGGUUCCUGAGCCCGCUGAAAGCCAUCCGCUAUCUGGUGUGCAACCGCUACAAGUGGCUCAUCAUCAAGAUCAUCCUGGCCUUGCUCCUGCUCGUCAUGCUGGGACUUUUCCUGUACAGUAUGCCGGGCUACCUCGUCAAGAAGCUGCUCGGCGCCUGAGCGGGAUCGGCGCGGGCAGCGCGGGGUUGCGGAAGGCUGAGUGAAGGCAGCGGCUCGGGAUUUACACCGCUCUUUCCGUCAGCCUCGACCACAGGAAGGGAGCAAAUUUGCAUUCGUGUUCAUUGGUCUCUCUCUCGCUCUCCGAGUCAAGAGAGAGCGAGAGAGAGAA
Molecule: messenger RNA, 6775 nt
Organism: Hippocampus zosterae (dwarf seahorse)
Lineage: Eukaryota; Metazoa; Chordata; Actinopteri; Syngnathiformes; Syngnathidae
Gene: otofa
Product: otoferlin a
Exons: 48
Coding region: 355-6606 (2083 amino acids)
Biological process (GO): synaptic vesicle priming; plasma membrane organization
Cellular component (GO): presynaptic active zone membrane; synaptic vesicle membrane
Molecular function (GO): calcium ion binding; AP-2 adaptor complex binding
Source: RefSeq, a predicted model, not a curated record